Phalaenopsis equestris is the source of this 1007-nucleotide messenger RNA. RefSeq names its product calcineurin B-like protein 1. Bases 396 to 977 code for a protein of 193 amino acids. Lineage: Eukaryota; Viridiplantae; Streptophyta; Magnoliopsida; Asparagales; Orchidaceae. The transcript is spliced from 8 exons. The record is from RefSeq and is a predicted model, not a curated record. Gene Ontology annotation, biological process: calcium-mediated signaling. Gene Ontology annotation, molecular function: kinase binding; calcium ion binding.
UAACAGAGGUGUGUUAAAUAAAGCAGCUCGUGGUGGGUUAUUUCGUGCUUCACUUGCCGAGCUCUCGAAAACCGCAGCACGGAAUUACCGUUCCGUCGCCCUUCGCCGCGUAACCUGGCAGCAGUUACCUCCCUCCCUUCCGGUCGCCGCCUUCUUCCGCCGCUAUAUAUAUAUAUAUAUAGCUUCCUGUCUGCGGGCUUCCCUCGGCGAGUUCCGUGUGGGAUUCUGUCCGGAGGGUUGGUUUUUCUUACUAAUUCUCGCGCAAAGCAAUUUUCUGCUACGGCGACCGAGAUGCGGGGUUGUGAUUGGUUCACUGUUUGUGAUUUAUAGAUGGGGAUGGUGAGCUUGUGUUGUGAUUUGGGAGACUCGGGCGUUUUGGCGGACUGAGGACUUAAAUGGGCUGCUUUCACUCGAAGUCUAGGAGGCAGUUUCCGGGUUAUGAGGAUCCUGUUCUUCUCGCCUCACAGACGUCUUUUAGUGUUAGUGAAGUGGAGGCACUCUUUGAGCUGUUUAAGAGCAUCAGUCGCUCUGUGGUUGAUGAUGGGUUGAUAAACAAGGAAGAAUUUCAGCUUGCUUUGUUUAAGAAUGGUAAAAAGGAAAAUCUCUUUGCGAACCGGAUAUUUGACCUCUUUGAUGUGAAGCAAAAGGGUGUCAUUGAUUUUGGUGACUUUGUUCGAUCACUCAAUGUAUUUCACCCAAAUGCCCCACUUGAGGACAAAAUUAACUUUUCAUUCAAGCUCUAUGAUUUGGAUGGUAAUGGCUUUAUUGAGAGAAAAGAGGUGAAACAGAUGUUAAUUGCACUUCUUUCUGAGUCUGACAUGAAAUUGUCGGAUGAAACUGUUGAGCUCAUAGUAGACAAGACAUUUGUUGAUUCGGAUGUGAAUCACGAUGGAAGAAUAGAUAAAUCAGAUUGGCAAAAUUUUGUUUCUCGCAACCCAUCAUUGAUGAAGAUUAUGACGCUUCAAUAUCUCAAGUAAGUUGUAUUUCAAUUAGUAACGGUGGGAAGU